UGCAACAGUUCGAGGCAGUGGCGAACGAGAGCGACAGCGACCCAGACUACUUCCCCACAAAGACACUGCCUGGUAAUAAUAUGGCAGAUGCAGAGAUCGAUGCAGAGAUACGAAGCGACUGUAACUACAUCGACUGUCAGUCGACCGCACUCUUCAAUACAUUACCAGUAUCGACGGCAACCUAUUGUGGUUCUUGUUCUCCCUGUAUCCCCCCAUCGGACUCGUCCCCUGCAACAACUUCGCCCACCCUCAUAACAUCGCCCUCUUCCUCUCUUUUUCCAUCCUAUCCAUCGUCCCAUCUCACUGGUACUACUACCAGUACUACUAUCAAUACUACUGCCAGUACUACUACCAAUACUACUACCAAUACUACUACCAAUAUUACUGCUGGUAUCAGCAUUGGUAUCGGCAUUGGCGCUGGCACCAGCACUUGCAUUGGUAUUGCCCAACAUCAACAGCAUCACCCCAUCAAUCCUUCCCCUCCCUCUUUCUCCUCUUCCUCGUUUUCGACUUCGUAUCCUUCUACCUCCGACGACCUAGGGUCGCUUAGAUUGUCGGCGAACUCGUCAUCAGACAAGACUAAGUCCGAAACGGCUAGACCCGCGGUCUCUCACACGCUUGCUUCGUCGCUAAAAUCCCCUCUGCCUCCACUACUCGCGCGUUCUUUGAGCCCUCCCCCUGCCACGACAACACCUGUUAUUAAGACCCCCCUCUCGAACCACAACACCUCCACUGCAACCACCUCCACUUGCAACAUCGCAAACAAAAGCAAUAACGACAGCAGCUGGAAUCAUCGGCUGCACAUCCCAUCUCCUCUCUCGCAGUCGUUCCUCACUCCUACUCCUUCUCCUUCUUCAUCUCCAACACUCCAUUCGCCCUCUCUACCUCCCUCCAGACUGGAUCCCCCGUCUUCCUCCACCAUCGCCACCACCACUAUCACUGCUACUGCUACUACUGCUGCUAUUCUUGCUACUUCUCAUUCUUCUCCUGUCGCCACCAUUCCUUCUCACUCUGCAACAUCGCUUGCUCAACUCAGGCACCAACAGCAGCAGCUUCAGCUACAGCUCAAGAAGCAGCUGCAUCUGGCCAUGCAUCAAUCCAACCUGAGGGCCACUGCUUCUGAUCCCACUUCCACUUCUAGUGUCGCUCCCUCUUCUCAUUCAAACUCUCCCUCUACUUCUCAUUCUCACUCUCAUCCCAAAAAGGCUGCAGAUCCACGAGACCAGCUUGACAAUCACGACAACCACAACCAGACUACCUCCGUCCAGCCAACUACCUCAACAAUAGCAUCACAAGAUCCGGCAUCACUACCAUCGCUACGGCAAGACAACAAUGUCUCUCCUAAAUCAGCAAACACUGUAGAUCCAAUGCGUCUCCGUCCUGACUCGACUCUAACGCCAUCGGCCCAUCAAUCCUUCCAAAAAGCAUCCACAUUCCACCCAACAUUCAAGACCUCAGCCUCGCCGAUGGUCUCACAGGCGCCGGAACCCAUCUUUCCGUCAGUUCAGGAACUGUCCCUCACCCUGAGUGCUGAUAUUGAGAUUCAUCGACUGUGGAAGACCAUUACCGAGAUUCUCUCGCAAAAGUUUCACGCCACCAGAAUUACCCUUUGUCUGCCUCAGGACCCAACCGUCGUUGCCUCGUCAAUCGAAAACAACCUGCACCAGAGCCGACCAUGGGGUCUCAAAGCCCAUUGGGAUUACAAGCAUCAUUUUCUAGAUGAGAAUACAGUGACGCCCAAAGAUGAGUUCGCGCAUCACCAUCACCGACUUCAAAAGAAUGCGACGCUAUCGCAGGAAGGUCUUGACCAUCAGAGUCUGCACCUUUCGCUGUCUUCAUUGCCGCCUACUUCGUCGUCAUCACCAUCAUCGUUCUCCUCCAAUUCUUCUUUUUCCUCUUCAUCCUUCUCCAGGAGACGGGCCGGUCAUGCCAAUAAUAGCUUCAGCAUCAAUCUCAGCAGCAAUAACGACAAUCAUAAUCGUCAUGGCCAAAGCAAUAUCAACGGUGUAGCCGGUAACAAUAGUAACAGUAGUAGCAAUAGCAAUGGCGGCAUCAAUGUUGGCAGGGGUAGCGCGAAAUACGUUCCUAUUCCCGACAGUAAUUCGGAAUACCACGAAGACUACUGGAGCACAAACCCACCGCUGGAUGGUGGAUACUCCUCCUCAACCUCAAGUGUGUCCUCCUACUCCUCCACAGGUAGCUCGGCGAUGCAGGCAUCCAGGGCAACGGCACAUCUUCGAGGAUUCGGUGUGCAUUCGAACGGAACGGAAUGCUUUGCACAUCUACAGUCGCUGGAGUAUGACCCCGAACCACUACUGAACGAGCACACAAUCGACAGCAUCUUGAAGGCGGGCAAGACAGUUGUGUUGACGCGCGAGUAUGCGGAGUCAAAGAGCGAGCGGAGAAAGAGCGCGCGGAUGAGGUCAUAUCUGAUCGCAGACGAAGACGACUUUUCGUUCACAGACACGGAGCCUGCGGAGGACAACACCGAUGUGGGAGAGGUUGAAGUUGGUACUGGACUAGGAUCUAGUUUUGAGCAGGAUGCAGGUUCAGACAUGGACUCGUCUUCGUCGCGGUACGAUUCUGAGGGAUCGUAUUUUCCGCCAGUAGAAUCGGCCGUGUCCAAUUCAUGCGAGAGCUCUGCCAAGUAUACGGUAGCGCAUCCAAAGGCAGGAUAUGCUGAUUUUGUGCAGGGACUCAAUCCAACGUGGUCGCAGUCGCCAGCACCGUCACCCAGCAUCAUCAAGGAGGAUCCCACCAUCAACCCAUUCUUCUUCCAGCCACUGACCUCAUAUCCAGCCAUGGACGAUGAUACCUUUGACCCACCCGAUCCAACACCCGAAUCGACCGAAGAUGGCAACAGCAGUGCAUCAGAAAGCCUCAAGGAUCACCAAGGUCCUACAGGAUUACGACCCCAGAGACCUUCGACUACUUCAUCAGUAGCACCACAGCCUCCGUCCAUUCUGGCCAAUACCAGAUCACUUAUUCAUGUUCCUCUGUACCGCUCUACGGACCACAACACCCAACGAUACCUACCAUCAGACAUCCGCAGUCGCCGACCACCGGCCAUGCCCGUCGGCAUUGUCUCGUUCCUCUCAGAUCAGGUCCCUUAUCCGCCUGAGGCACUGGACGUUUUGACGGAGUUGAAUCCGUUCUUGGCCAAUCAAGUGACAAAUGCGUUACGAUUGGAGGACAUGGUGGCGAGAUCGAGCAGAUGGGGCGACGUGAGUACCUCUGGCCUGAGCGAUGGAUCCCGCUCAAAGGAGACGUUCGCAGAGUCGAUCCAGCGCAAAAUGAAGGACGGCUACGACGUAGUUACACCCAAGCCCUCAAAUUUGAAUGCAGAUACGUUGUUUCAAAGAUCGAAGCAACCAGCCAGGGACAGGUCAGCGAACAGGAUGGAUAAUCAAGCGACACUAUCUCAUCCAUCCUCGAACCGACAUGGCGCGCAAAGAGACACAGCUGGUAGCGAUUUUUCAAUUACACGCAAUCGACAGGAACCAAUCUCGCUUCCGAAAGCAACAGCAGAUGCGUUGGUGACCCCUACACUAAAUGCACCCCAGUUCGACCCGUUCACCGCUCAGUCAUCGGAGCUUGAGCAGGCCGAGAGGGAUAAGGGACUGUCGUCUGGUAAACAGCCAGAGACUUGUUUCAAUCUGGAUUCGACCACGGACGAGAUUCAUCGCAGCCUCAACUUGCUCAACUUGGAUGUGACCGGAAGCGCGACCUGUCCACUCGCACCACAGACCAAAAGGACACUCGGAAGGCAUCACUACAGCAUAAAGGCCUCGCAGUCGCAGUCGCAGUCGCAUCAGAUCGAGAAUGCUUUCCUUUCGAGCUGGUCGAGCGACCACCGACAAACGGAGUCCUCUCCAAAUCUGCCUGAUUCUGAUGAACCGGGUGGCUCUGACGGCAUGUGGCAAACAUUGCAGACAGAGGAGGCGGAUCAGACGCUGUACUCGCUUCCAAACUCUCGCGUCGGCAACUGCGAUUUUGAAGUUCCAGCCCACGAAUCGCCCUAUUUUGGCCCUGUCCACUCCGUUUCGCCCUCUAUUGCGCCUAAGCGUCACCUCUUUUCGACUAGCAAGCGGUCAGGUCUCCGCAGGAGGCGCAGGAGCGUCAAGGACCACUCAAAGAGUCAUCACAGUCAGACCCAUAGCUCUGAGAGUCCUGUCGCGACAUCGCCAUACCCGCCAUCAAUACCGGGAUUUUCGUCUCAUCAUUCGGAGGCGUCCUCUGAAAGUGCCAAUUUCAGUGCACCAGCAUUUUCCUCGGAUCCUUCGCCUAUCGCCUCGCCAACUGCGCAGCAGUCCGGCAUGUUUAAUCAUGGGUUCACUGCAAUGUACCCAGGGCUGGGUCUAGAGAAUGGGUCAUAUGCGAAGCGCUUUUCGGACGCUCAUGGUCGAGACGAGGGCGAAAAGGAGAGGGCAUCGCUGAGCAGACAUGGAAGUGGGUGGAGUUUCAACAGUGACGACACCAGCCUUGCAUCCUCAAGUAUUCACCACGAGAAACAUCAUGUUGGUCGCAGGCACAAGAAGAAGCAACAUGCGUUCUCUUCCGAGCGAUCUGGUCUCAACCCGUUCCCCAGGACACGACUGCUACGCUUGAUCGUUGACGCCAUUCCGCAUCAUGUCUUUGCGCUCUCCCCUCAAUCGGGAUGCCUGACUUGGCUCAACCAGCGAUCUUUGCAGUAUGCUGGAUUGCCGCUCUUGCAGCUGAUUCAUACAUCGUGGACUCGACUCCUGCAUGAGGAUGACCGGGAAACAUUCCAACCGCUCUUCAAGGAUUGUUUCGACCGAGGCGAGAUAUUCAAUGCCCAGUACAGAGUGCGUCGUUUCGAUGGACAGUACCGGUGGUUCCUUGGCAGAAUAUUGCCUGUGCGCGACUACGGUGGCAACAUUGUACACUGGUUUGGAACGAGUACCGACAUUCACGAUCAGAAAUUGGCCGAGCUGCAGCUCAACAGACAGGUCGAGCUGGAACUGAAUGAGAAAAAAUACCGCCUGCUAGCCGAGGCGAUCCCGCAAAUUGUCUUUAUCGCAGCCCCCCAAAUUGGUCUGACUUAUGCGAAUGCGAAAUGGUUUACAUAUUCGGGACAAGUCUUUGAGCAGACCUGUGGAUUGGGCUUCAUGGACCAUGUGCAUCCUGAAGACAGAGCAAAAUGCAUUCUGCCGACAAAUAUCUCAGAAGGAAACGGAUCGCCUCCUGCUAAGACACCAUCCGAUGCUGAUGGCGCACGAUAUUCGACCUCCCCUGGAACAGCAUACGGAAAGGGACCAGGAGAUGUCUCGUACCAGACAGAGAUGCGUCUGUUGAGGAAGGACGGCAAGUAUCGUUGGUUUUUGGUCAAAUGCAUCAGUGUCGAGGUUGUAGAGCAGGGGCGAAAGUGGUUCGGGACCUGCACUGACAUCAACGACCAGAAGUUGCUGGAACACAAACUCAAGGAAGCUCAUGAUGCUGCCCAAAAGUCCACUGAGAGCAAGACCCGGUUUUUGUCCAACAUGUCUCAUGAAAUUCGCACGCCCCUGGUGGGAAUUACGGGCAUGAUCAAUUUUUUGAUAACAACAGACUUGACGAGUGAACAACUGGAUUAUGUUCACACGGUCCAGCAGUCCGCAGAUGCGUUGCUUCUGGUCAUCAACGACAUUCUGGAUCUCUCAAAGGUGGAAGCUGGCAUGAUGAAGCUGGAGAUGGAGCCGUUCAGUGUCCACGCCAUGAUCGAGGGUGCUAACGAGCUUCUGAGCACGCUGGCCAUUCAGAAGGGGCUAGAGCUCGGGUUUUUGGUUGAGGAUGAUGUGCCUGAGGUUGUGGUUGGCGACCGCGUGCGUCUGCGACAGGUCUUGAUCAACAUCAUUGGCAAUGCUAUUAAAUUUACCUCGCACGGAGAGGUAUUUUCGCGCUGCUCUCUAGUGCCAGCCAAACCGAAUGCAGACCCAGAGCUAUUGACUAUCAAAUUUGAAAUCUCGGACACUGGCAAAGGAUUUGACGAAACAGAGCGUGCAGUGAUGUUCAAGCCGUUCUCGCAGGUGGACACUUCAUCGACUCGAAAGCAUGGAGGCACGGGUCUGGGUCUUGUGUUGAGCAAGGAGUUUGUGGAGUUGCACGGCGGGAAAAUCCAUUGCGAGAGCGUCAAGGGAGAGGGCAGCCAGUUUUCGUUCACAUUUGUGGCUCGCGUUCCUCAUCCGAAUGCCACUGCCAGGGCAACUACACCUAUUAUUGGUGACACCCAUAUGGACGGAUUGCUGGGCAGUCAGUCAAGACCAUCUUCUGGCGAGGCUAUGGCAGCCGCGGCUGAUUCGCCUUCGACCGGGUCGUCCCUGAGAACCCCAGGUCUCAAGGAUACCAAGGGCUUAUCAGAGCUGAAGCCAUUCAAGCAUAUCACAGGGCUUAAGCUGAUCCCAGGGGAAAUGUGCUAUGCAGAACCGGAUCUAGAGGAUGCAAGGAAGACCGCAACCAAGGCGCUGAAAGUCGCGAGUCAGAAAAUCAGGCGUGGUGAAUUUGCUACUACGGACACAACUCUGGAGUCGGCAAUUACUGAGGAUGAGGAUGAACAGGGGCAGAAGAAGGAGCAGGUGGAUGAGAACCUUGAACAUGGAUCGGCAUCGAAGACGAAUGCGGAUUCACCUCCUGGCGAGCUCUGCACAGCAAUGACGCGUACCGAGUCUAUUCUGGAUGACCGUCGGUAUCUUAAGGUCGGGCAGCUGACCCCUAGCAACCCACCAAUGGGCGAGCCCGCGACUGUCGCCAUCAUUGCCGCCAAUUUACCCAACCCUGCCGCGGAUAUGAAGCUGGCGAUUCCUGCAAAGAUUUUAGAGAACAGGAAGGCGACAGUUGCUGCCACAGCUGCUGCCACAGCCGCAGAGCCAGUGCUAUCGACCCGGCCUAAGCUGCCCUUGUGCAACAACUCUUCAUCGUCUUCGUCGUCCUCGACGACAACCUUUUCGUCAGUCGACUCGAAGCGCUCUACAUCCACGGCCAUGUCUUCCUCCGGAUCUAUCGUGAUAUCGGCUCCGAUGCUCGUCAUCCCGGAACAGCCGCACAUCUUGGUCAUUGCUGACCUGUUGCACGCGCGCGAGACGAUCAUACACCUUAUCAACCAGUUGGUUCCCAAGGAGCUGAAUCCAAUCAUGGACGUGGCAACGGGAUUGAAGGAGGGCAUCGAAUUUUUGGUGGGCAGUGGCAAACAGACUGCAGCUAGGAAGUACAACUAUUUGGUUAUCAACCUGGCGUCGUACAUGUCCGUGAUGGACAUUUUCUCAGUGUUGCGACAGGACGGCGUGUUUGUGGAACCAACUGUCAUGACCUGUGUUAUCACGACCCCGAUCCAGCGUGCGGCGCUGAUGGAGGCUGUCAAAGUUGAGGAGGCCUCGAUGGAGGUUAUGACAUCGUCCAUGAAUUCGUCAGUCAAGGUGAUUCCCGACAAGGUCGAAUGGGUCUUCAAGCCGUUGACGAAGGCAAAAUUGUAUGUGGCCUUUGCAGAUAUUGUGGCACACCACGAUAGUAUUACUGGUUCGAAUGGUUCUGCAACGCCAGGGCAGGAUAGUGACAGCGCCAAGAUCAAUCUGAAGCGCAGAACAGCUCAACAAGUAGUUGUGAGCCAGAAGGAGAUCUUCAGCCAGAUGCAUGACGAUAUGGAGGGCAAGAACAUUCGGAUCCUGCUUGCAGAGGACGACUUGACGAACCAGAAGGUGAUUCGGCGCUAUUUCCAGAAAGUUGGAGCCGACCUCGUGGUUGCAAACGAUGGUAAUGAGUGUCUUGACAAGUUCAGGAGUUAUCCCAAGGGUCAUUUUUCUUUGAUUUUGUGCGAUCUAUUCAUGCCAGGAAGAGACGGAUACGAGGCAACGCGGGCGAUUCGCGACUGGGAGAAUGAGCACCUGAAGGAGGACGAAAAGCGAAUUCCUAUUGUGGCACUCAGCGCAAAUGUGAUGGCGAACGUUGCGGAAAAGUGUCUGAGCAGCGGGUUUACCUCGUAUCUCAGCAAACCCGUCGAUUUCAAGAAGUUGAGCGAGACCCUUCGCAAACUGGUGCUUUAGUAGAUCCCAGGAUCCGGCUCUAGCCUUGCAUCUUUGCAUUAUUGGUUUAUUUUUUUAUUUUUUCAUUUUUUUAUUAUUUUUCUUCUUUCACUGUAUU
Messenger RNA from Gamsiella multidivaricata, 8130 nucleotides. RefSeq lists its product as uncharacterized. The transcript has 10 exons. NCBI's taxonomy places the organism in Eukaryota, Fungi, Mortierellomycota, Mortierellomycetes, Mortierellales, Mortierellaceae. Bases 81 to 8033 code for a protein of 2650 amino acids. Gene Ontology annotation, molecular function: protein binding; phosphorelay sensor kinase activity. The record is from RefSeq and is a predicted model, not a curated record. Gene Ontology annotation, biological process: phosphorelay signal transduction system; phosphorylation.